UACUAAAAAAAGUAGUAAAAAUGAUUAGAAAAUAAGAUAUUUAUUUGUCUCGUUCAGUAGAGUACAAUAUUAUUGUCUAUUGCUAUAAAAUAAAGAAUAUACUUGGGGUUUGGAUACAGAAAAUUGCUAUUCUACUCGAGAAGAUUCUGAAAUUUCAUUAGUAGUUAAAGAAAUUUUUAGUCGUAUUAGUACUUAAGAAUAUAUGAAUAAUAAUGUUAACAUGAAGAUACAACUUACUUAUUUAAUUCAGUUAAUCUAUUUAGAUCCAUUAAUAGGCUUUUUAUAUUAUUGAAACAACUUUUUAAUUUUAUCUCUAACUUGGGGAAAUAUGCAAAUUUUAUAGUUUUCAAAGAAUUUACAUAUGAGUCGUCCAGUUGCAAAAGUGCGUAAGUCCAAUUUCAACCAAAAUCGAUAUUUUACCAUUUUCUUUUUAUUUGUCCAUCAUUGAUUUCUUGUACAAAUUCUCAAGUUUCAAAACACGUUAUUUCCUACUUAAUUUUUAAUUUAAAAAUUGAAUACAGUUGCAAAACAGGGUAAGUCCAUUGGUAUUGUGAUACCAAAAAGUAGUAUGUCCCGAGUAAUUAUAGUACAGCUGCAAAACGGAGUAAAUCCCUAUCCAUUGGUUCCAUGUGUUCAAGCACACAAUUACAAAAGUUAGUACAGGUACUUUGUUCAUCGAUUCAUUCAACCAUUUUUAAGUAAAAUUAAUAUAAAAAUGGUUUUAGCUCAGUUUAUGGUUUAAUAUUAUAUAGAAACAUAUUGGUUUAAAAUACUUGUGAUAACAUUUUGAUACGGUAAUCUGGAAGGAUUUCAUGAUAAUAAUAUUACCUCGCGCGUAAUAGUAAUAGUUUCAUUAAAUAACUCAAUGCAAAACAAUAAUAUAAUUUCAAUUGCAACACCCGGGAAUGCAAGGAAAAAGACUGCAGUUCCAUCUCAAUGGAAACGAGAAAAGGAAAAACGACGAAGACAUUCAUCUACUGGAUUUCCAACUCGCCCUAAAUGUGAACAUAACAAUUCAAACCAACGGCAAUACCAAUGUAAAACCUUAACUAUGCAAGACUUGAGACGAGCUCACCAAAUGUUCUAUGAUUUACCGGACAAAAUUAAGCAAGACGAAAUAAUUUUGAGGUUUGUUGUUAUCAGUCCCAUACACAGAAAUCGUUCACGUAAGGAUUGUUUCGAAAAACAGGUAUCUAUAAAAUAUUUUAUGCCAAAACUUAAUGCAAAUGGUGGCCGUGAAAAUGUAUUAGUUUGUAAAAAAGCAUUUACAGAUAUUUUUAGAAUUUCUAAAAAAAGAGUAGAUUUUGUAUGUAAAAAUUAUUUUAAGACUGGCCAAUCUCCGAAAGAAAAUCGAGGUGGACAAAGACCGGCGCCAAAAUAUGAAAUCCAAAGGGAAAUGGUGAAGGCAUUCAUUUUAAAACUUAAACCUAUCGAAUCCCAUUACUGUCGUGAAAAAAAUACCAAUCGACAGUAUUUGCCCAGUGAAAUGUCAAUUUCCUCGUUGUAUAAAGUUUUCAAUGAUACUACACCGGGACAAGACGUAAAAUAUGAUUUUUUUCGCUCAAUUUUUUGUACGGAUUUCAAUAUUGGGUUCGGGUCUCCAGCAACAGAUUGUUGUUCUUUAUGUAUCUCAUUAACACAAAAAAUCAAAGUAACUCGAUGUUUAAUCGAAAAAAGAGAAUUAAGCACCAAACUGGAAGUUCAUAAAAAAAAGGCUGAUGCAUUCUAUAAAUUAUUACAAAAUGAAAAUGAUGGAGAGAUAACAUUUUCAUUUGACUGUCAAAAAAACUUAGUGUUACCCAAAGUUCCCGAUCAAAGUGCCUACUAUUCCAGACAAUUGUACUUAUAUAAUUUUACGGUUUGCCAAGGUACAUCAAAAUCAAAACAAUUAAAAGAAAAUACGUUUAUGUAUUUAUGGUUAGAAACAGACUAUAAAAAAGGAUCAAAUGAAAUCGCAUCCUUUGUUUAUCAUUGUUUAAAAAACACAAAUUUAAUGAAUAUACACACUAUUCGACUGUUUUCUGAUGGAUGUGGAGGGCAGAAUAAAAAUCAAGUUAUGUUGUUCAUGCUUUCGAAAUUCUUACAGGAAUGUCCUUCCCACAUCAAAAAUGUUAAUUAUUUUUAUCCUAUAGUGGGUCAUUCAUUUAUUCCACCAGACCGUAUAUUUGGACGUUUAGAAAAACAAUUUAAAAAAAUUGCAUGCAUGACAAGCAUUAAUGAUUACUUAAAAAUUUUUGAAACAGUUGGCACAGUCAUCAACGUUUCUUCUACAAAUGUUUGUAAAGUCUAUGAUUGGAAGUCAUCGUGUCUAAACAUUUUAAAACCACCUGCAAAUUGGCAUUUUAAAUUCGCACCUACCAAACGAAUACUAUUAUCAAAAUCCAAACAAAAUAAUGUUCUAGUCAGAGGAGAGCCACAUUACUAUUUAAAUGUUGGCCAGGAAAGAGGCUUGUGUAAACGUGGAAAAACUUUAACAUCAAUGAAGCUUAACGUAUUAAAUAAAGGUGUUCAAAAUAUAAAAACAGCAAAAAAGACUGAUGUAGACAAUUUACUAAAGAAGCAUUUUGGAUGUGACUGGAGAAAUUUACCAGAUCUCGAAUACUAUAAGACUGUAAUUAAUAUGGAUAAUGAAGAAAAUAACGAACAAGAUUAUGAAUCAGAUUUUGGAGAUAUAAAUGAAGAAAACGCAGAAUUUGAUUAAAUAAAAAAAUAUAUUAUUUUACUGUUACAUUAUUAUUUUCUAACAUAAUUAAAAAGAUAUUUUGAUUGUCACUUUUUUAUUUUAUAUUGCAAAAAAAAGUUUAAAUGUUAUUUUGAUUGUUACGUUAUUAUUUUGUAUAGUUAAAAAAAGUGUUUUAAAGCUAUAAAACACCAAAAUAGAAAAUAAAUAGUCAAAGAGUUCAAAAAUUUAGUUUUUUUAUUUCAAAAGUGAGUAAGUCCGUAUUUUAGUUUCAAAAAAGAGUAUGUCCAAAUUAAAACAUAAAUUAUUUAAAAAACUAUUUAUCCACGAUUUCUAUAAUUCAUAAAAUAAAUAUAUUAUAUUAUUUUGGAGGUCUUGUUAAAAAAAUGUCAGUGAUUUAUAAAAUAUUAGAGAAAAUAUCAGUUUUUCAUCGAUUGUGAAAACUUUGAUUGUUAGGACAUACGUCCUUUUGCAACUGGACGAC
Molecule: messenger RNA, 3164 nt
Organism: Daktulosphaira vitifoliae (grape phylloxera)
Lineage: Eukaryota; Metazoa; Arthropoda; Insecta; Hemiptera; Phylloxeridae
Exons: 2
Coding region: 866-2701 (611 amino acids)
Source: RefSeq, a predicted model, not a curated record